CACACAGUUCCAACAACAUACUAAAAUACUGCUGUCAUGUUCUGGCACUUGAAAUUCCUCUCAACUCUUCUUUGUUUGCUGUUACCUCUUCAGAAUGCAAGAAUGACACCGGUUUGUGAAAAAGGUGAGUUUCUCAACUACUCUAAAAAUAAAUGCGAGCCCUGUCCAGACAAUCAAUACCAAUCAAAAAGGGGAACAGAUAAUUCCUGUGAUAACUGCAGCACAUGUAAAAAAGGUAGUAAGAAAGUCUCAGAAUGCACAAAAACCAGCGACACUCACUGCAGGUGUAAGACAGGUUUUAAGCCUAAGGAUGUGCUAAAUAGAGAGAUUUGCUUUUGUGAUAAGGGUUUUGGACUGGAUGAGACAGGAAACCGAUGCAUGAAAUGUAGCGAUGGCUUUUUCACCAACAAGGUUGACUCGAUCUGUCAAAAAUUUAAAAUAUGUAAAAGUGUUAUUAAGAUCCCAGGCAACAGCACCUCUGAUGCUGUCUGUGAAGAGCUGACUGAAGUUCCAAAAGUCAUAUCCACAUCCACAUCCAUCAUAAGUUCUACUACCUCUACAAGCACUACAACCUCCUCUCCCCAAAAUAGAGACAGCUUCUACAUCUUGUGGCCGGUUCUGCUAUAUGCUGGUAUUAUUCUGCUGAUUGGACUAUUGUCCUGCAAAGUCACCCAGUGCAUUCAUAACCACAAGAAAGAGGCUUCUCGUCAAGAAAGUAUAUGCAGGAAGCCUGUUGAAGAAUCUGGGGAGAAGUGCCUCUCCUUGCUUGUCUAACACAGUCUUUAACGUCUUUAAUGUUUAUUUUUUGUGGAAUAUUUUGGGUAGCAUUUUACAUCAAUAUUCCCUUUGUUAAGGGUUUACAAAUGGGUAAAUUAAUGACUUAGAACUCAUUUACAAAUCCAUUAUAAGCCAUUGAUAUGCGUUUAUAACAACCUGCAUAAAAAUGACUUUCAUGCAAUACCUGCCAAAUAGUGAGCCAUUUAAUCUCACAUGUUAUAACUGCAUAGUUGUAUUAGUAGUAAUAUUAGUUGUUAUAUAACUGAAAUUCCUUCUAACUUAAACAUACAGUAGCAAAUUCUGCUUAUUUUAAUUGUAUUGUCAACUUAAAUAAGUAUUUUGGAUUUCAAAUUAUUAUUAUUAUUAUGAUUAUUGUUGUUUAUAUUUUCUACGAGUAUCAGUGAAUGUGGCGCUGAUAGCGUGUUUCAGUUAAAUGUUGUCAAUAAGAAAAUGUAGCUUACAUUAGUGUUUGAUUAAUAUCCAUUUGAAUUCAGAUGACUUUGAUUUCAAUUCACAUAAAAUUAACAUAGUAAUCUGCUGAUUAGUAAAUCUGAACUGUAAACUACACAUUUCCCUAGUUGGCACAGCAGUUGAGAGCUGUAGGUAGACCAAUGGAUACUGUGACCUCAUUUCCACAGUGCCACAGUUGUUUACUAGAGACAUGUCCUCCGGUGACUCAUGUGUUCCUGAGAGAAAUAUGACAAAUUAUAAUAGUUUCCCAUAUUUAGGUGGGCAAAGGACAACUUGUUUUCUUCUUAUUUUUUUUUUUAUUGCCUCAUUAUGAGGUUUUAAUUUUGUUUCUGUGAAAUGAAAAUAAAUUCAUUUGUUUGUUCACUUUUCUUUUUUGUUGUUGAUUGUUGUCAUUCUGUUCAAUGUGUCGA
Messenger RNA from Xyrauchen texanus (razorback sucker), 1658 nucleotides. RefSeq names its product tumor necrosis factor receptor superfamily member 11B-like. The record is from RefSeq and is a predicted model, not a curated record. Gene Ontology annotation, cellular component: external side of plasma membrane. The coding region runs from base 37 to 774 and encodes 245 amino acids. Gene Ontology annotation, biological process: regulation of cell population proliferation. Lineage: Eukaryota; Metazoa; Chordata; Actinopteri; Cypriniformes; Catostomidae. Gene Ontology annotation, molecular function: signaling receptor activity; cytokine binding. The transcript has 7 exons.